Musca domestica (house fly) is the source of this 3171-nucleotide messenger RNA. It is a transcript of the gene pug, whose product is annotated as C-1-tetrahydrofolate synthase, cytoplasmic. Gene Ontology annotation, cellular component: mitochondrial matrix; cytosol. The record is from RefSeq and is a predicted model, not a curated record. Gene Ontology annotation, molecular function: ATP binding; formate-tetrahydrofolate ligase activity; methenyltetrahydrofolate cyclohydrolase activity. Lineage: Eukaryota; Metazoa; Arthropoda; Insecta; Diptera; Muscidae. The coding region runs from base 127 to 3030 and encodes 967 amino acids. The transcript is spliced from 10 exons. Gene Ontology annotation, biological process: mitochondrial respiratory chain complex III assembly; tetrahydrofolate interconversion.
UUGCUCACAGAUAAUUACGAAACGUUUAGAAGUAGCUAGCGACCAACGAAAUGGUACUUUGUUAAGGAUUUAAUUUAUUACAAAACAAGAAAAUAUUUACCAACAAAGAGUACCAUUACAAGAAUUAUGUCAGCGUUAUACCAAAGAUUUUUGAAAGUACUUGAAAAGUGGCCGGCAGACAAAUCGAAAGUAGGCAGGGACUUUGAGCCAAAACCUGUUGAAAAUAUGUCGCAGGCCAAAUUAAUAUCCGGUACCCAAGUGGCCAAUGAAAUUCGCGAAUCUUUGAAACAAAAAGUCGCGGAUAUCAAAAAAGAUUUGCCCGACUUUAAUCCCGGUCUGUGCAUUGUCCAAGUUGGUGGUCGUGAAGAUUCCAAUGUCUAUAUUCGCAUGAAAAUCAAGGCUGCCAAAGAAAUUGGCAUUGAAGCCCAACAUUUACAAUUGCCCAGAACUACCACCGAAAUCGAACUACUUGACAAGAUCAACUCACUUAACAAUGAUCCGAAUAUUCAUGGCAUUAUUGUACAAAUGCCACUUGAUUGUGACACCAAGAUCGAUUCUCACAAAAUCACCGAUGCUGUACAUCCGGACAAAGACGUCGAUGGUUUGCAUACCAUGAACGAGGGACGUGUAUCAAUUGGUGACUUGAGUGGUUUCAUGCCUUGCACCCCAUGGGGUUGUAUUGAGCUGAUCAAAAGAUCUGGUAUCCAGAUGGCUGGUGCUAAUGCCGUUGUAUUGGGUCGCAGUAAAAUUGUUGGUACCCCAGCUGCUGAGCUCUUGAAAUGGCAUAACGCCACAGUGACUGUGUGUCAUUCUAAAACUAAAAAUAUUGAAGCAAUUUGUCGCACAGCUGAUAUUUUGGUUGUUGGCAUUGGUGUAGCCGAAAUGGUCAAAUGUUCCUGGAUCAAACCCGGUGCCGUCGUCAUCGAUUGCGGUAUUAAUGUGAAGCCUGAUCCAACCAAAAAAAGUGGCACACGCUUGGUAGGUGAUGUUGAUUUUGAAGAAGCUAAACUGGUUGCUUCAGCUAUAACUCCCGUUCCUGGUGGUGUUGGUCCCAUGACUGUGGCCAUGCUGAUGGAAAACACGGUGCGUUCGGCCACAAAGGCUGCUUUCAAUUUGUUGAAGAAAUCAUGGGAAUUGGCUCCACUUACCCUGAGACCAGCCAGGCCAGUACCAAGCGACAUUGUAAUUGCCCGUUCUCAGACUCCCAAGGAUAUAUCCAUGUUGGCCAAGGAAAUUGGUCUACUUGGUAAUGAAGUAUCUUUAUAUGGCAACAAGAAAGCUAAGAUUGCUCUCAGUGUUAUGGAUCGUUUGAAGUCCAGAGGUGAUGGUAACUAUGUUGUUGUUGCUGGCAUCACUCCCACGCCAUUGGGUGAGGGUAAAAGUACCACCCUCAUCGGUUUGGUGCAAGCCCUGUGCGCCCACAAACAAAAGAAUGCUGUUGCCUGUAUGCGUCAACCAUCACAGGGUCCCACAUUUGGUAUCAAAGGUGGUGCUGCCGGUGGUGGCUAUGCCCAAGUUAUACCUAUGGAAGAAUUCAAUUUGCAUUUAACUGGUGACAUACAUGCCGUCACUGCUGCCAACAAUUUGCUUGCCGCCCAAUUAGACACCCGUAUCUUCCAUGAAAAUACUCAAAAAGAUCAGGCUCUGUAUGAUCGUUUGGUUCCUCGCAUUAAGGGAGAUAGGAAAUUCUCCAAAAUCCAAUUGAGACGCCUUCAGAGAUUGGGUAUCAACAAAACCGAUCCCGACUCCUUGACCCCUGAGGAAAUGGGUAAAUUUGCCCGUUUGGAUAUUGAUCCAGCUACCAUUAUGUGGGAACGUGUUGUGGAUAUUAACGAUAGAUAUUUGAGACAGAUUACUGUGGGACAAUCGCCAACGGAAAAAGGAUUUACACGCACUGCUUCUUUCUCCAUCUCGGUGGCCAGUGAAAUUAUGGCUGUCUUGGCUUUGGCCCAAAAUAUGGAAGAUAUGAAGACCAGAUUAUCCAAAAUGGUUGUGGCUUUCGAUCGUAAAGGUAAUCCAGUGACAGCUGAUGAUUUGGGUGUAACUGGUGCUUUAACGGUCCUGCUCAAGGAUGCCUUGGAACCCAAUUUAAUGCAAACUCUUGAGGGUACUCCAGUUUUGGUACAUGCCGGACCAUUUGCCAAUAUCGCACAUGGUUGUUCAUCGAUUGUGGCUGAUGAAAUUGCCUUGAAAUUGGUGGGCAGUGAAGGUUUUGUUUGUACCGAAGCUGGUUUCGGUUCUGACAUUGGCAUGGAAAAAUUCUGCAAUAUUAAAUGUCGUUCAUCGGGCCGUAAUCCAAAUGCUGUGGUCUUAGUUGCCACCGUAAGAGCUUUGAAAAUGCAUGGCGGUGGUGCCCCAGUUACACCUGGUGCUCCUCUUAAUAAACAAUACACCGAGGAGAAUUUGGAAUUGUUAGAAAAAGGCCUGCCCAAUUUGUUGCAACACAUUUCCAAUGGUUGCUCCUUUGGUUUGCCAGUUAUUGUGGCCAUUAAUCGUCAUAGCUCGGAUACCGAUGCUGAACAUGAGUUAAUUAAAUCCGCCGCCGUCAAGGCUGGUGCCUUUACUGCCGUUGUUUGUUCCCACUGGAGUGAUGGCGGUGCUGGAGCCUCUGAAUUGGCCGAUGCUGUUAUCAAAGCUUGUGAAAAUUCCAAAAACUUUAAAUUACUGUACGACAGCAAAAUGUCUUUGCUGGAUAAAAUGAAUACUAUUGCCCAGAAAAUGUAUGGUGCAGCUAAGGUUGAGUUGACAGAAACUGCUCAAAAGGAUUUGGAGAAGUUGACAAAUGCCGGCUUUGGCCAAUUGCCUAUUUGUAUGUCAAAGACAUCCGGUUCUCUUACCGGAGAUGCAUCAGUAAAGGGAGCUCCUAAAGGCUUUACUUUGACCGUCAAUAGUAUGUACGUGUCUGCGGGAGCUGGUUUUGUUGUAGCUAUGUGUGGAGAAAUAUCGAAAAUGCCUGGCUUACCCACUCGUCCCUGUAUCUAUGAUAUUGACUUGAAUACCGAAACUGGAGAAAUUGAGGGAUUGUUCUAAAAUGUAAAGGAAGGCGACAAUUUUAUAUAUUUUAAAUAUAAAUGCAUGUAAUUUUAUAAUGUAACUGACAAUUUUGUAUAACUGUAUAUAUAUAAAUUUUGUAUAUGAUUUUUUAUGGUGUAAUAAAGUUAAUAACGUUUA